CACACACACACACACACACACACACACACACACACACACACACACACACAAAUAAAACACACCAUGUGAAGGGUUAGCAGAAGAAAAAAAGCAGAUUAAGGCAUAUUGGUUUCAUGCCGAAACUUCAUGAAGUUCACUUUCGCUCUAUUUAUCACUUUGAUGUAUCUUGAAAUAUACUUUUGGCACGAGUGCGACACCUCAGUACAUCAGACCUACAGAGCAUAUAAACAAUAAAUGUUAUAUUUCUUUUUCUCGGCCCCGAGCUUCAGUCUGAACCCGUUUACCUCUCUCCCAAUGGGUGUGCUUUGAUUCAAGUGCCUGAGUAAAAUGCUGUAGGAGGCCAAAGCUCUCUCUCUCUCUCUCUCUCUCUCUCUCUCUCUCUCUCUCUCUCUCUCUCUCUCUCUCUCUCUCUCCCCCCACAGUCAAACAGCUGUAUCGUAUAAUUACUUUUGUCAGAGCAAUACGUUUAUCUCUGCUGGGUGCAACUUGUCUUUCGGUUUGUUGGCAGUCAGAUAAUGUCUUUAUUUAAAUAAGAUUCUCUUUUUUUACAUUCUAAAUAGGGGGAAAUAUUUUGUUGAACCAUUCCCCUUUACUACCCUACUUUUAUUGUGUUUUAUUUAAUCCUCUUUUAGUUUAUUUUAUUUUUUUCAUUUUACCUUCAUUUUAACCUUAAUCCUUUUCACAUCUUUUGCGUAAUUUUAUAAUUUUCUCUUUAUACUUUUGUACUUCCAUGUUUACCUGCCUGUGGUGUUUCCUCAUUUCAAAUGUGUGAGGUUCCUUAAUGUUGUUUUGCUCCGUGGAUGAAUGUCUUUUAUUCUUUGAAGGACUUUGUGUUACAGUGUUUAUGAGAAUUGCUACACAAAUAAAUUCUGAUUGAUUGAUGUAAGUCGUCACGAACGCCCACAUCACCAACAGCAUCCAGGACCUUGACUGACCCUGGAUGAGGAAACACAGGAACACAUUCAUCCUCCCACACAUGCUGCAAAAUUAUAAUACUACAUUAAUAAAUACUUAAUUUGAACUUGAUGACGUCUUGGCUGAAGCAUCGUUUCUUUGUUGUCACAUGUGUGGACCUUUCUGCCCAAAAAACAAAGAUAUUAUGAAAUCGGGGGGGUCAUAUUGAGUCCAUAGCCACGAGUGUGUGUGUGUGUAUACGUGUGUAAAUCACACAUAGUGUACCAAUGCAUUUGGCAUUAGAAAGUUAUGACAAAUACUACACCAAGGAAACAAGCAUUCUUCGGACAAACAUGUUGUGGUCCUAGCAGAGCGAUUCCAUAAUGGUAGGCUUAUGCAAUGCUGAAGGCAAAUGACCUUGUUUAUCUGUCUACCUGAUAAGACCAGCGUCCACCAAAGAGACUGGAUGGACAAAUAAGGGGUUAGUGUCAAAACAGUGUCAAAGCACAGUUUGAGUCCACAUUACUUAACUGAAUAAGUGUUUGACGACACACAGUCGGACGUUUCUCUCAUCAGCUGUUAUUCUCUCACAGCCUGCGUGCUCGGAUGUUCCUAAUCAUCUUCAGCUUUACUGAAAAAGCAGUACCCACGUGAUCGGUUUUCACAACCUCCGAGGUAAAAAAGACGAAGAUCAGUAAUUUGGUCACUCCCAAAAAAACAGGGUUGUUUUGAUGUACAAUCGCUUUAUGUUCCAAAGUCAAUAUUGACAACAGACCUCGUGAACCUGGAUCUACGUACGUCAAACAGCGGCUUUGUCAAAAAUAUUUUAGAUCUGCGGCCGCUGUCAAUCAUUAACUCCCCUGGAGGCCAGAUGUCCACAUAAAUACUGCUGGUUCAGAGAAAUCACUUUAGAAGGAAAACUACAGUCACACAGAGCAGCUGAAAAGAAAGAAGAUAGUUAUCCUGCGACCGAAAGAUGCCUGGAUUAUAUGAGAAGCUGACGUUUGUGGCAGGAGUGGCCCUGGUGGUCCUGGCCGUGGCGAGGUCUUCCCCAGUAGUGGGCCCGGAGCCAAUCCGCUGUGCCGCCUGCACGCAGGAGAAGCUGAGCGACUGUCCCGCCAUCCCGGCAGGCUGCAGCCAGGUGCUGAGGGAGCCAGGCUGUGGCUGCUGCAUGGCCUGCGCUCUGGAGAAAGGGGCGUCCUGUGGGGUUCACACGGCUCACUGUGGCGAGGGCCUGCGCUGCACUCCCAGGCCCGGUGAGGCCAGACCCCUCCACGCUCUGACCAGGGGACAGGGGGUCUGCACUGAGGACAUUGGCCAAGAGUACACAGAAGGAGACCAGGGCUCCCUGCAUUACCUGUUGGGUCUCAACCUUCCCUUCGACCAGCAAGACCAUGCUGAGGGCCAAGAGAGCAUCAAGGCCAAGGUCAACGCUAUCCGCAACACACUGGUGCAACAGGGACCCUGUCAUGUUGAACUCCACACAGCGCUGGACAUGAUCGCCACCUCUCAGCAGAAACUCGGAGAGAGGUUCACCACCUUCUACCUCCCUAACUGUGACAAGCACGGCUUCUACAAGGCCAAGCAGUGCGACUCGUCUCUGGUUGGACCUCCCACUCGCUGCUGGUGCGUCUCCUCCUGGAACGGGAAGAAGAUCCCAGGGUCGAAUGACCUGCUCGGUGACGCAGAGUGUCAUCAGGAAGUCACGCUCUGAGGGGAUCGACGUCGCCACACGCACCCAGAUGCUUACAGAUAGAAGUCAUUUAAUAUCUGCAUGCUGCCACCUGGAGAACUGACUUAAUUUUAUUUACAAGAUGCAUGCAUCAAAACUUAUUUAUUCACUACUUGUAUAUUCUUCUUUGUCUUAACUAUUUUUGUUUUUUUUUAUAUGUUUGCCUGUUUGUAUGUUUUUCCAGUUGUAAAUAAGGCAACACUGUAUACAUUUGAGUUUCUGACUAAAUAACUCCAUUGCUCAAAACCACAGGUCCGCAGCUAUGCCAAGAGUUUUCAGGAUCCGUUUUUAUUUUUCAUUCAUUCAAAAACCAUACAGCCGCUCAUUCAUUCAACAUGUUGACAUUGUCUGAAUGUAUCUCCGUUGGCGUUUCCUCAAUGGGUAUCGGUGGGAUACUUAAAGUGCUGUAAGCAUAUGUGCACAGUGGUCAAGCACAAACAUUUACGCAUUUGUCUACCUCGACUAGUCUCUACAGGUUUAGCCGGUUUAACACUGAGGGUUCAGCUCAUCUACACUUUCUUACCUUUUUAUUUGUCUCUGAGGUCAUCAAGGGUCAUUUUUUUUUGCCUCUAUUCUUUUAUUUAUUAUGAUUUGUUUGUGUUUUUGUUUGUUGUUGACGUCAUGCAUAGUAAAUGACAGGUAUGCUGCUAUUCCAUUAUUGGA
Messenger RNA from Hippoglossus stenolepis (Pacific halibut), 3289 nucleotides. Its product is annotated as insulin-like growth factor-binding protein 1. Gene Ontology annotation, cellular component: extracellular region. Bases 1871 to 2608 code for a protein of 245 amino acids. NCBI's taxonomy places the organism in Eukaryota, Metazoa, Chordata, Actinopteri, Pleuronectiformes, Pleuronectidae. The record is from RefSeq and is a predicted model, not a curated record. The transcript has 4 exons. Gene Ontology annotation, biological process: regulation of insulin-like growth factor receptor signaling pathway. Gene Ontology annotation, molecular function: insulin-like growth factor II binding; insulin-like growth factor I binding.